Messenger RNA from Nothobranchius furzeri (turquoise killifish), 2757 nucleotides. It is a transcript of the gene vegfab, whose product is annotated as vascular endothelial growth factor Ab. NCBI's taxonomy places the organism in Eukaryota, Metazoa, Chordata, Actinopteri, Cyprinodontiformes, Nothobranchiidae. Gene Ontology annotation, molecular function: vascular endothelial growth factor receptor 1 binding; heparin binding; growth factor activity. Gene Ontology annotation, cellular component: membrane. The record is from RefSeq and is a predicted model, not a curated record. Gene Ontology annotation, biological process: response to hypoxia; positive regulation of angiogenesis; sprouting angiogenesis.
GCUCAGUCAGACGGGAGCUUGAGUCGAAGGACGCUCUCAGGCGCGCGCGGACAAACCAAACCAACUUUAUAAUUCUGUUAUUGUUAUUCAUCUGUCAGAUCGGAGGGUUUUAUCUCUGCCAUCCCCCCCAGACUGACCCAGACCGACGCUUGCAGACGGCGGCCGGCCCACAAGCAUGGGAUUGUGAUGCCGCGGAACGAUGUGGGACGUGGUGCAUCUUGGAUCUUCGCGUUUCUGGAUAUAUUAAAAAUUAUUGGCAACAGUUGAAAGUCGCACGGAUCGCUCUGCGGGACCAGCAUGGAUUUACAACCCCCGGCCCCUUUUUAGGAGAACUUUUUACCGGUUUUCUGUUCAUUUAUUGGUUAUUUUUAAGUAAAAGUCCCAAGAACUCAUCGGACGCUCAAGAAUUUGUUUUUUUCCUUUUUGAGAAUUAAUUUUUUUAUUUGAUUACAAUUAUUAUUAUUAUUAUUAUUAUUAUUAUUAUUAUUACUAUUCUGGACUGGAUUUCCAACAUCAUGAACUUUAUUGACAGUUUGACACUAUUAUUUUUGACGCUGUCAGCUGUCAAGAGUGCCCACAUACCGAAGGAAGCAGAACGAGGUCCACAUGACGUGAUCCCCUUGAUAGAGGUGUACAACAAGAGUGUGUGUCAGCCACGAGAGGUGCUGGUGGAGAUUCUGCAGGAGUACCCAGACGAGGUGGAGCACAUCUUCAUCCCGUCCUGCGUGGUGUUGAGGCGCUGCGCCGGCUGCUGCAGCGACGAGAUGCUGCAGUGCACGCCGACAGCCACCCGCAACGUUACAAUGGAGAUUAAAAGAAUAAAACUCCAAAGGCAACAAAAUGACGUUUUCAUGAGUUUUACAGAACACAGCGCAUGUGAGUGUAGGGAAAAGACAGAAGUGAAAGAAAAGAAAGAAAAAAAAUCCCGGAAAGGCAAGAGUAAAGACCGAACGAGAAAGCGAAAGAAAAACCGUGACAAAACAAUUCACGACGCUGUCUGUGAGCCGUGUUGUGAUAGCUGCACAGAGAGGAGAAAGCGUUUGUUUGUGCAGGAUCCCGCAACCUGCCGGUGCUCCUGCAAACACACAGUUGAAUACUGUAGAGAUCGCCAGCUAGAGCUCAACGAGAAGACCUGCAAGGUAUCUAAUAGCUUGCCACUUGCCUUCUACUCCAAAAACUCCAGAAGAUGUGACAAGCCGAGAAGAUGAGAGCGGCGGCAGCACCAGAUGUACAAGAUGAAGGAAUAUUCUAAAGAUAUUUCACAGCACAGCACUUUGACUUUUGAACCGUAAGCUAUUUUCUGUGGAAAGCAUUCCCCUUGGUCUGACAAAGAACAAAGAGAUGGACUGAAAUUUCUUCCCUCUGUAUAUCUGCGUGUACAUAGACCAUUACAAGAAAAAAAAAGACAGAAUUUUUAUGCUGCUACAGAAACGAAUGACUAAACCCAUCAUUUGACUAAAAGCGAAGUAGCUGCCUCAUGGCUUUGCAUUUCUAACAGGCUUGCGAUGCAGGUGUAGUCUUAUUGCCAGCUCAUUGUGUGCAGUUACUUCACUGGAUAUGAGUCUACUGUGGUUGUGUGUCAGUCAUAACAAGCAAAACCUCUAGAUGUAUAUUUAACUAAUAAAUCAGCGGGCGGGACGAAAGAAGACGUGGGCAUGCCCUUCUUCGGUUGACGGAUGGACCUCUGUUUGCCGGCGUCCGCUUACACCUUCGGAACAAAAUGAGACACUUUUGACAGCCGAUGGAGAUCCGUCUCUGCUUGAGACCACAUCCUUCCCUCUGAGGACAUCACAGGACUAACGUGGACUCGAAGUCGCUGUCUGGAUCAGAGGAGACUCGGGGAGCGACGGUGCCAUACACUUAAAGGGAUACUGGUCAUCGGUUGUAGCGUUCAUUGUUAAACUACAAGAAAACCACUGAAAAUAUCAUAUACUGUAGUUUGAUUCCAGUUUAAAUCUGUGCCUGAGAGAUCCGCCGAGUGCUUUUUAAAUUAUUUCCUGACAAGAGGAGAUUGUCAAAGUAGUUUCUUUAUGGCGACACAAAAAAUCUAUUGAUUAUCAUACAUUUUCUUUUCUGACCUGUAAAUACUGAAUAUCCCUUUAAGCCAUUUGUCCAUUCUAGAUAAUUAUAAUGUUGUAGAUUAUUUUACAGUAUUCAUCAGCCGUCUACACAUAUUUAAUUUGAUCUAUUUAUGUAUGCUGUGUUAUGUACCCAUAGAUGCCCCCCCCCUGUGUUUAAGGUCACUGAUGGCUACUUUCAGCACGGCUCUCUGUGCUUUUAUAUGAAACAAGAAGUCAAAGAUGAUUUGCUAACAUUCCCUGAAUGGAUCAUUUGUACCAAUGUACUGAUGAUGUCUCCUUUUGUCGACCCCCGUCACGGGGUGCCAUGUGGAACUGUAACUUUUGUGUGUGUGUGUGUGUGCGGUACAAUGUGUGCACGAGCGAAUGUGUUCAUCUGCCUUUGCUACAUGCACAACUGUGUAGGUGUAAGAAUAUUGUAUUUAAGUAUUUAAAGAAAGUCGACCUGUGUUUUGUCCGUCAUGCAAGAUGCAAAAUAACUACUGCUAGACGCGGGUGUAAACGCCACAACGCCACCAGGAUUCUAAAUUUGGACAACAAAUCAUUCUGUCUGCCAUCAGCCUCUGUUAUUAGUCAUCUUCUCCACUAUUAACAUGUUUUCUUUUUCUGUGUCUAUGUAAAACAGUAAGCAUAUUUAUUUUUGAAUCAUAUUGUUUUUAUAUAAAACAAGGAAAAGGUU